Acomys russatus (golden spiny mouse) is the source of this 1404-nucleotide messenger RNA. RefSeq names its product receptor-type tyrosine-protein phosphatase N2-like. The record is from RefSeq and is a predicted model, not a curated record. The transcript has 10 exons. The coding region runs from base 1 to 1404 and encodes 467 amino acids. Lineage: Eukaryota; Metazoa; Chordata; Mammalia; Rodentia; Muridae. Gene Ontology annotation, cellular component: secretory granule.
AUGGCGGUGAUGAUGACAGUAAGGAACGAUGUCGAGGCCGUGAGAAACGGCAAGGGUGGUGACAUGACUGUGAGUGUGGAAGACACACUCCUGCGGAGUCUCCUGAAGGACCUGCGGCAGCAGGCUGAAGUGGACCGCCUGGGCCCCCUGAAGUGGGAAGAGAUGGCAGACUCAAUUGCUGGAGCCAUACAAAGCGAUCCUGCAGAGGGAAGCCAGGAUAGCCGUGGGAGAGGGGCUGAGGGACAGCCGAGAGAGCAGGCAGACGCCACAGCAGCGAAGCUUCAAGAUCACAGACUGUCAGAGGUGGAUGACCCAGUGUACGAGGAGGUGAACCGUCUGAGUGUCCAGCUUGGGGACCUCCUGAGGGACCGCGGGUCUCCUCUAUCACCUGACGCUCCCCUUCUGGAAGAGUCCUCCAGAGCCGAGACAAAGAAGUCAGAGCAGCCCGAGGAGGUCUUGUCUUCAGAAGAGGAGACUGCCGGGGUGGAGCAUGUGAGGAGCCGGACUUACUCCAAAGACCUGUUGGAAAGGAAGCAGAACUCAGAGCCCCAGCCCCUGAGACUCGAGGACCGAUUCCAGAACCGAGCCCCAGAGGUGUGGGAGGAUGAACAGAACCAGGACUCUGCAGCACGGGGACCUCCUCAGGAAGACCUGCAGCUGGAAGCCCAGCCUUCCGAGGAAGAGCAGCAGGGAUACAUCCUUACGGGUAACAACCCCCUAAGUCCAGAGAAGGGGAAGCAGCUGCUGGAUGAAGUUGCCCACAUCCUCCAGGUGCCUUCCAGCCUCUUUGCAGAUGUCAAAGUUUUGGGACCAGCAGUGACCUUCAAAGUGAGUGCCAACACCCAAAAUAUGACAAUUGCAGAUGUUACCAAGGCUGCAGCUGACAACAAAGAACAGCUGGAGAAGACAUCUGGACUGACAAUCCUUCAAAGCGGAAUCCGGCCGGUGAGUAGUGUGAUGGCGACCACGCGUCACCGUGUUCCCCUAGGUCUGGCUCACUGUGUGCUUAUUCCGAGUGGUGUUUUGUCAGCUCAGUUGAUCAUUCUAUUUCCUGGGAGCAACGGUGGCAACCAGCCGUUCAAAGCAGCCCAGAUUCAGGCUGCAGCCAUUGGUGUGACCCAGUUUCAGAAGGUCUGGGAAGUGUGGAUUGAGUGUGUAGGCCACUCAGGAAGCUGGCAGCAGGUUGCCCCAAGACUCCCCAAGAGCUCGGUGCAGGCCACACCCACCCUUUUUGGACACUUAAAAUUCAGUGUCUCCAAUGGUGGUGUCAAGGUGGUGGUCAAGCUGCUGACCAGAAGGGGGCACCAUGUCCAUGCUUUCUUCUCGCUCAGAAGCGUGGAGCACCUGGGCUCCCAGGCCGCCGGAGACACGGAGGGCUCUCCUUGUGCUGUUCACACGUUCUGA